This is a messenger RNA of Carassius auratus (goldfish), 1671 nucleotides long. It is a transcript of the gene swsap1, whose product is annotated as SWIM-type zinc finger 7 associated protein 1. The record is from RefSeq and is a predicted model, not a curated record. Gene Ontology annotation, cellular component: Shu complex. Gene Ontology annotation, biological process: double-strand break repair via homologous recombination. Gene Ontology annotation, molecular function: single-stranded DNA binding. NCBI's taxonomy places the organism in Eukaryota, Metazoa, Chordata, Actinopteri, Cypriniformes, Cyprinidae. The transcript has 2 exons. Bases 129 to 962 code for a protein of 277 amino acids.
UAACAGUAGGCGGUGCGACGGCAAGUUCGCGGGAGAAGAAGCAUGUUGCUUUUACGUUACACAGUAGCUGCAGAUAAGGCAUACUUACAUUAAAAUUAAUAACUGCUGUAAUUUUAAGGCAGAUUGUUAUGGCUGAUAUUUUAGGAGUCGUUUUCAGACGGUUCGCGUCAGGAACGGUAACGACUGAUGUCAUAUUUCCCGCUGAAGCAGAAGGAAACACUCUGGUGCUCGGGGAUGUGAACAUCAGUAGAUCUGUGUUGUUUCUUGCGGCUGUUACAGCUGCCACAGAUCUGGGGCUCAAAGUACUGUUUUUCACACAAACCCCCUUUCAGUCUCUGCCGGUGUCUUUGAGAGCUUCACUGCCUGGAUUAAAACUAGAGACUCUGAAGAAUGUCAAGUUUGUGUAUGUGAAGACUUUGGAGGAGCUUGCUGAAGAUCUAGCGUCCCUCCAUGAGCUAGCGUCUGAGGCUGCGUCUCCUCCCUCUCUGAUCAUCCUGGACGGUCUGGAUCAUUAUUUGCACGGGUCUCGAGGUGGACCGCUCCAGGACGACCUGAGUCCCGUGGCCCACGUGGCGGCCCUCCUGCAUGACACUGCUGCUUUUCUCUCCCAGAUCCUGCAGAGCAGAGCAGACGGCCAGGGCCUGUGCAGAGUCAUGGUCUCCUUUCAGUCUGAAGAUGAGGGCAGUCGGGACAGUGAAGCGCUGGCACCUGAGCUCCUCCUCUCUGUGCUGGACCGUUACCUGCAGGUGAGGUGCACACUAGAGGAAGUGAAGCAUGACGGGGAGUGGCGGGUGUAUCUGUCAGUCAUGUGUCCUGCGCUGGUUCAGCAGUGGCACAUGGUGCUGCGGGCAGGAGGUGCUCUGGAGUUCAGGCCAGUCUUCGGUGGAGAACAGCAGAUUCUGGAGCAGCCAGAGAAAAGCAAACAGGAAAACGAGAGAUGUGGAGACAACUGUUCAUAUUAAAAAGUUCAUAUUGCAAUACAACCUAUUUCAGUUUGUCAGUUUGACAAGCCAUACCUGAUCAGAAAUGUUUACGUGAUAUUGACAAAGGAACGUAAACUUUUCUUGACUAAAUACAGAUAGUCAUCCAUACUUGGAGAAUUUAUUUAGCAUUGACAAUGUAAAAAAAUAACUACAAUUUAAUGUGAAUUUAAAGUUAACUAUGAAAUGAAUCUCAGCAUUUAUUUGUUGUAUGCCUGCUUUACAUUUUAUUGACAGAAAAAUUCAUAUAUUUGAUUUUCCUCUUUAUUCGUUUCCUUUUGAUUAAGCGGUUUAAAAAAAAAAAUCUAAAUAGAUUGAAUACUUUAUUACAUUGCUCGUUUGUAACUUUUUUUUAGGGUUUUUUUUUACAAUUUGUACAUUACCCAAAAUCAAUAAUUUUCAUUCUUUUCCAUGUUUUUUCCUAAUUAAACUUGAGUUACUAGCUGUUUCAAUCAGCUGAGUCAGCUGUUAGGAGUCAGUUUUUCAGUCACCUUCUCAAGGGCUCAGUUAUCUGCAAAUGCUCCAUAAUUAUUUUUAUACAUGUUGAUGCAAAAAAGACUGUUUGGAAAUUUGAUGAUUUCUUAAGUCUCAGAAAUUGGGCUACACAAAAGAAGAGGUUAUACAAAAGAGGGUCAUUCAUUACAUUUUGAAUGAACUAUCUCACUAACACAGAGAACAUAAAAAAAGGAAA